Messenger RNA from Zygotorulaspora mrakii, 2322 nucleotides. RefSeq names its product ubiquitin-specific protease UBP1 (gene UBP1). Gene Ontology annotation, biological process: protein deubiquitination. The transcript has a single exon. The coding region runs from base 1 to 2322 and encodes 773 amino acids. Gene Ontology annotation, molecular function: cysteine-type endopeptidase activity; cysteine-type deubiquitinase activity. Gene Ontology annotation, cellular component: cytosol; nucleus. The record is from RefSeq and is a predicted model, not a curated record. Lineage: Eukaryota; Fungi; Ascomycota; Saccharomycetes; Saccharomycetales; Saccharomycetaceae.
AUGAAUUCAUUACGAGAAUCAAUAUCACGAACCAUCAGCAUUCAUUUCAUAGAGCCAUACAACAGAAUUUUUAGCGGUAAACAAAAUCUGUCUUUUACUUUGGUUAUAAUCUUCGUUUCGACAGCAUUCAUUUUUGUCAGGAACAAGAAGAGUAUUAUGGAAAAUAUCAGAGGGGCCACAAGAAACUUCAAUCAAAAUGGAACGUUUCGUCGUUGGAUGCCAAGAAUUGGACAGAUGGACCCUCGCGUGCUUGAAAAAGGUGGAUAUAUUGCAGGCUUACUCAAUGAUGGUAAUACGUGCUUCAUGAACUCUGUUAUUCAAUCUCUUGCAUCAUCAACAGAGUUAAUGUCGUUUCUAGAUCAAGAAAUCCAAACGAAGGAAAAUAUGCAAUCCGAACUCACAGUUGAGUGUGAGACUACCGAUGAAUCGCUGGACACUACUAGUGAUAAUAGUAAUUCGAAUCAAAAAAAGUCAAAGAAUAAAGUAUAUGGUAGAAGCAAACGAAGCACAAAUAAACAAUCUAAAGAAUUGAGUGAAAAAGAAGAAUCGGUUCCAGACUUGUCCUUUACUAUAGCCCUUAAAGAAAUGUUGGAUAAGCUAAACACAAAAUAUUACAAUGAAAAACCUUACUUCAAGACCAAUAAGCUCUUGAAGACAAUGACCAAGACACCGCAUAAGAACAUGUUACUGGGAUACGACCAGGAAGAUGCACAAGAGUUUUUUCAAAACAUUUUGUCCGAACUGGAAAAAAAUGUUAAAUCACUGUAUCAAGAUGAACCAGAUAAAAAGCCCAUCCCAGAGAGUGAAUUGCCUGAUGACGCGUUGAUUGGCCAAGCCCAUUUGAACAAAGUUGGCACAGUUUACAUACCAACCGAGCAAAUCCAGCCUAACAUAAUUUUGGAGGACCAUAAGGAACGCUAUUAUUCCCCUUUCAAACUCAUUACCCCUUUAGAUGGUAUAACAGUCGAAAGGAUCGGGUGUCUUCAAUGUGGUGAAAAUGGUGGUAUAAGAUACUCAGUGACUUCUGGUUUGAGCUUAAAUUUACCUAAUGAUGAUAUGGGGUCCGCAAUAAAGUUAACAGAUCUUUUGAACGAAUGGAUCAAACCUGAAAUAAUUGAUGGAGUUGAGUGUAAUCGCUGUGCAUUGCAAGCCGUUCAUGAGCAUUUACUAGAACAAUUAAAGCAAUAUAAAAGCAAAAAGGAGAAUACGAUUCCAGAAAAGUUGAUAAAGGCUUUUAAAACCAGAAUAGAAGAGCUCGAGGAAAUACUAGCUAAACCUGUUAUUGAUGAUGAAGACUAUAAAAAACUGCAUACAGAAAAUAUGGUACGUAAAUCUUCCAAGUCAAAACAAAUCUUAAUUUCUAGACCACCACCCUUAUUAGCAAUCCAUAUCAAUAGAUCCGUAUUUGACCCUAGGACAUACAUGAUCCGAAAGAAUAAUUCAAAAGUCAUAUUUAAACCAAGACUGAAUUUAUCCCCAUGGUGUUGUGACAUUGAUGAGCUAAAUUUAGAUGCGCGAUUGCCAAUGUCUAAGAAGGAAGUAGUUGUUUCUGACUCUGGCGAAGAUGAAAAUUCCGGUGAGGAAUACUAUGCGAAGCUUCAUCAAACCUACGAAAAAGAAUUUGAGGACAGUGAUGAAGAUGAAUAUGACAAUACCGCACAAAAAGGCACCGGAUAUACUAAUAGAGACAUUAGUAACUAUGACCCAUUAAAUAGAGAUGUGGAGAGCUCUUCGUCAAUUUCAAACUACGAAGAAGACGCUGAAGAUGAGGAGAGCGCUGAAUAUCUGGAAGAAACAGAUGCCCUUGGCAAUACAAUUCAAAAAGUCAUUCACAAAUCAAAUGAAAUUUCUCAUAGUGAUGACGAUGAUAACUUAGUGAGUGUCGAAAUUCGUGAGAAUGGUGCUCAUAGUCUAUCUUCUGAGUCAGAAAGUGAAGACGUCGAAAUUGAGACCGAAGUUGAACAUCCGGUUCUCCCUCUUUCGAGUGCCUCGUCAGCUCCUUACAGUGUGCCAGCGGGCCCUUUAACGUACGUGCUGAGAUCUGUUAUUGUCCAUUACGGUACACACAAUUACGGCCAUUACAUCGCCUUCAGGAAGUACCGAGGCUGCUGGUGGAGAAUUUCAGAUGAGACAGUGUAUGUCGUCGAAGAGGCUGAAGUGCUGUCAACACCUGGUGUCUUUAUGCUAUUUUAUGAAUAUGAUUACCAUGCAGCUAGCGGUAGAAUGUCAGAGGAUAUCGAAGCUGAGCAAAGUGCGUUUGAUAAAAUUGAAAUAUCAAAUAAACGUCAGGCUGAUGGUAGUGAAGGUCUUACUGAAGACUAG